AUGGAAGCGAGGCAGCUCAUUGAAAGAAUGCUCCAAGUUGAUAUCGCAUCGUGGAACAUGUUGCUCGCGGGGUACUCGCUGAACGGCUACUGCGACGAUGCCAAGAGAACUUUCGAUGGGAUCUCCAGCCGGAACGAGGUAACGUGGAACUCCAUGGUCGGAGCUUACGUCCAGAACGGGCAGCUGAGUAGAGCCAUCGAAAUGAUUGAGAGAAUGCCGCAGCUUGCUCUGGUUACCUGGAACACACUCCUGGGAGCUCUCCUCCAGAACGGCCGCACUCGAGAAUCCAUCCAUCUCUUCCACCAAAUGCUGCUCGAAGCAGUGACCCCAAAUGCGGUGGCUUUCGUGAGCGUUCUUGCUGCUUGCAGCCAUGCAGGACUUGUAAGUUCCAGCUGCCACUACUUCACGGCGAUGCUCUCCGACUACGAGCUAGCACCUGUUGCGGAACACUUUUCCUGCGUGAUUGAUCUUCUGGGACGUGUUGGAAGGCUAGAAGAUGCGGAGGUGUUGAUUAAUUUUUCGCCUUUCCCUCCAAGCAUCGUGGUGCGGGGAGCACUGCUUGGAUCUUGUAAGAUUCACUCUGACUUUGAAAGAGGUGUACGUGUUGCUAAAAGUAUUCUGGAGCUGGAUCCCACGCACGAUGGAUCCUUGGUCUUUCUAAGCACUGUAAUUACGUAA
This is a messenger RNA of Selaginella moellendorffii, 678 nucleotides long. Its product is annotated as pentatricopeptide repeat-containing protein At3g29230-like. Gene Ontology annotation, molecular function: RNA binding; protein binding. The record is from RefSeq and is a predicted model, not a curated record. NCBI's taxonomy places the organism in Eukaryota, Viridiplantae, Streptophyta, Lycopodiopsida, Selaginellales, Selaginellaceae. The coding region runs from base 1 to 678 and encodes 225 amino acids. The transcript has a single exon. Gene Ontology annotation, biological process: RNA modification.